Oryza brachyantha (malo sina) is the source of this 992-nucleotide messenger RNA. Its product is annotated as tetratricopeptide repeat protein 1. The transcript has 6 exons. The coding region runs from base 94 to 807 and encodes 237 amino acids. Gene Ontology annotation, molecular function: protein binding. NCBI's taxonomy places the organism in Eukaryota, Viridiplantae, Streptophyta, Magnoliopsida, Poales, Poaceae. The record is from RefSeq and is a predicted model, not a curated record.
UCGAUUCCUCGCCGGCCGCCGCCUCUUCCUCGACCCCGAGCGCCGCCGGGGUCGUCGCCUUCGCCUGGCGAGAGAGCUUGUCUUGGAGCUGCGAUGGUGGUGAUCGAGCAGGAGGCGGAGGCCGAGGAGACGACGGCGCGGCCCUCGUCGUCGGUGGAGGCGGAGGCCGGGGAGGUGGCGAGCGCGGGUGCGGCCGGAGGGGAGGCGGCGAGGCCGGAGGAAGACGAGGAGGCCUUCGAGGACGCGCUGACCGACGAGCAGCUCCGGGAGAAAGCUAGAAGCCAAGCAAAUGAUGCAAAGGCAGAAGGGAACAAGUUUUUUGGUGCUGCAGAAUAUGAGAGUGCAUUGUCACAAUAUGAGAUAGCUUUGCAAAUUGCUGCUGAGCUGGAAUCUGCUGAAGAUAUACGCUCCGCAUGUCAUUCAAAUCGUGCUGUAUGCUUCUUGAAGUUGGGCAAAUAUGAUGAAACAAUCAAAGAAUGCACCAAAGCACUUGAGCUGAAUCCUUCAUACUUAAAAGCCUUGCUCCGGAGGGGAGAAGCACAUGAAAAGCUUGAACACUAUGAUGAAGCUAUUGCUGAUAUGAAAAAAGUUAUUGAGUUGGAACCUUCAAAUGAACAAGCUAAGAGAUCACUGUUCCGACUUGAACCACUGGCAGCUGAGAAAAGGGAAAAAAUGAAGGAAGAGAUGAUUGGAAAGCUAAAAGAUUUGGGUAACUCUGUGCUUGGGCGCUUUGGGAUGAGCGUUGACAACUUCAAAGCUGUUAAAGAUCCAAACACAGGCUCGUACUCCAUUUCGUUCCAGCAGUGACAUGGUUGUAACAUGUUAUUCAAAUUAAUAUAUGGACAAGUACACAUGUAGUCAAUGUACAUCCUGGAAUUGCUCGUGUCAUUUGGUUCAAGCCGUCAAGCCCCCUUUACCAUCAACUACGAUCCCGCAGUUCAAUCUGAAGAUGGUGCAUGAACGUUUGCAGUCUGGGUUCGCUGCCUUUGAUC